CCCAUUAUUCCAACUCUCACUGUCAUUCCCAACCCUCGGGAACAUGCUGUGCCAGGCUGGGAGCAUACCACAUCCUGCAAGCGCUAGGAUGAGCAGCCGCACUGUGCCGUGCCAUGAAUUAUUGAGGCAGGGGGAAAAGGUGGAUUUUGGGGUUUUCCGGGGCCGUGUGGUCCUGAUCGAGAAUGUGGCUUCGCUCUGAGGCACCACGGUGCGGGAUUACACCCAGCUCAACCAGCUCCAAGCCCGCUACCCCCGGCGGCUGGUCGUGCUGGGCUUCCCCUGUAACCAGUUUGGAUACCAGGAGAACGGCACCAACGAGGAGAUCCUCAACACCCUGAAGCACGUGCGGCCUGGGGGUGGCUUUGAGCCCAACUUCACUCUGUUCCAAAAGUGCCAGGUGAACGGGACCGACACCCAUCCCGUGUUUGCCUACCUCAAGGCUCACCUGCCUGCUCCGGCCGAUGAGGCCACGCACCUGAUGACCGAGCCCCGCUUUGUCACCUGGAGCCCUGUGCGGCGCUCUGAUAUCUCCUGGAAUUUUGAGAAGUUCCUGGUGGGGCCUGAGGGGGAACCAUUCCGGCGCUACAGUCCCCAUGUGCCCACGGCCCAGCUGGAGCCUGAUAUCCAGCGUCUUCUCAAGCUGGCCAAGUAAUCCUAGCUCCAGCAUGAUCCUGGCUCUGGUGUGAUCCUGGCUCCAGCGCUACCCCAGCAUGGCCCCAGCUCUCCGCAGAAUGACAGCUCCCUCUGAAAUCUCCAUGGGGAGGGGGCUUGAUGGGGGCAGAGGGCUGGAGCCGCUGGGGCGGCGUGAGCUGGUGGCAAUAAAUGAGCUGGAGGGAACGUGCCUGGA
This is a messenger RNA of Cinclus cinclus, 847 nucleotides long. It is a transcript of the gene GPX2, whose product is annotated as glutathione peroxidase 2. The record is from RefSeq and is a predicted model, not a curated record. Gene Ontology annotation, molecular function: glutathione peroxidase activity. Gene Ontology annotation, biological process: response to oxidative stress. The transcript is spliced from 3 exons. NCBI's taxonomy places the organism in Eukaryota, Metazoa, Chordata, Aves, Passeriformes, Cinclidae.